UCUACGUCUCGAGCGGCUUAUUUGGGACGUACAGACAAGCAGCCACAGGCACAAAACAAAAACUUUUCCUUUUCUUCGUCUCUCUUGCCGAUCACCGUCUCGUCGGACGAGUCUACUCAGUUUACUCAAUUCCUCUCGCCGGAGCUCCGGAAAACUUGGUGCUUCGUUUUUCUUGUUGUCUCCCAUUACUAACGGCUUUGAUCGUUUCUAGAAUAUUCUCUUUUGCUUCCUUCCCGCCUUCUUUUGUCUUCAUAUUCCCUUCGCUUUCCAAUCUUACCUCGACUCACCGUCCGUUUGUUAGUUCGGAGUUUGACAACGCGAGGUCAUCUUUGAAUUGGAAUUUUGACGAUAAGUCUGGUUUUACCCGAUAAAUGAGCUCUGGAAGACCAUGAAGAAGGUGAGGAGAAAGGUUGGCAAGUAUGAAGUGGGUCGUACCAUCGGUGAAGGUACCUUUGCCAAAGUUAAAUUUGCAAGAAACACAGAGACAGGGGAGAGUGUGGCUAUUAAAGUAAUGUCUAAGAGCACCAUUCUCGAGCACAGAAUGGUUGAACAGAUUAAAAGAGAAAUAUCCAUUAUGAAAAUUGUCAGGCAUCCCAACAUAGUCAGGUUGCAUGAGGUUUUAGCUAGCCAGACUAAGAUAUACAUAAUUCUUGAGUUUGUCAUGGGAGGAGAACUAUAUGACAAAAUUGUUCAGCAGGUGAAACUUUCAGAAAAUGAAUCUAGGCGCUACUUUCAGCAACUCAUAGAUGCUGUUGCUCAUUGUCACAGUAAGGGUGUGUACCAUAGAGAUUUAAAGCCUGAAAAUCUGCUUCUUGAUGCCUUUGGAAAUCUGAAGGUUUCUGAUUUUGGACUAAGUGCCUUGACUAAGCAGGGUGCUGGCCUCCUCCACACUACAUGUGGAACCCCAAAUUAUGUUGCCCCAGAGGUUCUUAGCAAUCUAGGUUAUGAUGGUGCAGCGGCUGAUGUUUGGUCAUGUGGAGUCAUCCUAUUCGUCCUUAUGGCUGGAUAUCUUCCUUUUGAGGAGCCAAAUCUACCGGCUCUGUUCAAAAGGAUUAAUGCUGCCGAAUUUACUUGUCCAUUCUGGUUUUCCGCUGGGGCAAAGACAUUAUUACAUAAAAUUUUGGAUCCAAAUCCUAAAACGCGCAUCCGAAUUGAAGAAAUAAGAAAAGAUCCGUGGUUCAUUAAAAGUUAUGUUCCCGUUAAAAUUGGGAACGAUGAGGAAGUGAAUUUGGAUGAUGUUCAGGCUGUUUUUGAUAACAUUGAGGACAAGUAUGUGGCUGAACGGUCAGAAAAUACUGAGGUCGGUCCUUUGACAAUGAAUGCAUUUGAGAUGAUAACUUUAUCACAAGGAUUGAAUCUAUCAGCCCUAUUUGAUAGGCGUCAGGACUACAUAAAGAGGCAAACUCGUUUUGUAUCUCGUAAGCCUGCGAAAGUUAUAAUUGCAUCUGUUGAAGCUGUUGCAGAAUCAAUGGGCCUUAAGGUCCACUGUCGCAGUUACAAGAUGAGACUUGAAGGCACAUCUGCAAGGAACGCUGGACAAUUUGCAGUGGUUUUGGAGGUCUAUGAAGUUGCACCCUCACUUUUCAUGGUAGACGUUCGAAAGGCUGCUGGGGAUACUCUUGAAUAUCACAAGUUUUACAAGCACCUUUGUGAAAAACUAUCAGACAUUAUUUGGAAACCAGCAGAGUCCAUGCCAAAUUCCGGUUUGCUUAGACAAGUGACUUGCUAAUCCAGCUUGGUGAAUGAUUAAAUCGUACAUGCAAGGGCAUUAAAAGCUGCAUAAUCAAUAUGGGCGUGUUUUCCAGCCAUCACAAUGCAAUGUAAAUUGUGCGUAUGAAGUCGGAUUGCGUGGAUUUCCCCCAUUGUCAAAGUUGCAGCUUUGCUUAUAGAUGGCCCAGCAUGGGAGUAUGCCUCCAGGUAGCUUGUAUGUAAUAUUAAGAGCUCGUAUUGUUGUAGUAACGACAAUAAUCUCUUUUGGUAUGAGUUUGAAAAUAAUCUCUGCUGUUGAAAUCCAAACUUUUGUCGACUAGUUGUAUCCUCUUGGAAACUAAUAACAUAAGCUUCCAGGUUUAGCUAGUGGUCUGUUUUCGAGAGUGAGUUAGUCGACAUAAUUCAAAGCACAUGGUGACUAAUUUGUGGUACUCGAUCUCUAUAGUUUGGGUCUAAGAGUUCGAUAA
Molecule: messenger RNA, 2177 nt
Organism: Neltuma alba
Lineage: Eukaryota; Viridiplantae; Streptophyta; Magnoliopsida; Fabales; Fabaceae
Product: CBL-interacting serine/threonine-protein kinase 24
Exons: 15
Coding region: 389-1729 (446 amino acids)
Biological process (GO): signal transduction; protein phosphorylation
Molecular function (GO): ATP binding; protein serine/threonine kinase activity
Source: RefSeq, a predicted model, not a curated record